GCCCAGGCCACGCCCCCGAGCGCGAGCGCCCGCGCGAGCCCUCGGCCUCGCCCUCCGCAGGCCCCGCCCGACCCCGACGCCGCCAUGGCCAGCACCGCCCAGGGGAAAUUUGACUCACUGGACCUUGCUGAAUUCACAAAAAAACAGCCAUGGUGGCGUAAACUCUUUGGUCAGGACUCCGGACCCUCUACUGAGAAAUACAGCGUAGCAACACAGUUGGUGAUCGGAGGGGUCACAGGAUGGUGCACGGGUUUCAUAUUCCAGAAGGUUGGAAAGUUGGCAGCAACAGCAGUUGGAGGGGGAUUUUUUCUACUUCAGAUUGCAAAUCAUUCUGGCUACAUCAAAGUGGACUGGCAGAGAGUGGAGAAGGACAUGAAAAAAGCUAAAGCACAGUUGAAAAUCCGCCAAAGCAACCAACUGCCCACAGAAGUUAAAAGCAAAGCCGAGGAGGUGGUUUCAUUCGUGAAGAAGAACGUUCUCGUGGCCGGAGGCUUUGUUGGAGGAUUUCUGCUCGGCAUGGCUUCGUAGGAGGAAAACAUCCGUGCCUCCAUUUGACAGGCUGCCUUGUCCAGGCUCCAUUGCUCCCAUCUACCCUUUCUCCUUCCCCACUGCUCUUAGUAAAGAGAGAGUUUUCCCAACUGGUUAAAUCAUCACAAAUUCUGCUUUUUUCUUUGGUCAAGCUCAAUUUGUCUAAGACUGGAAAACUUCUAUUACCUUCUUUUCAUUUGCUCCUGUAGCCAUAAUCACCAGUCUUGUCAGUGUGGUGCGUCCAUCUCCCCGAUGCCCCCUCCCCUCCUUCCAAACGCAAGACUUCCUAAACUUAUCUGUGGCAUGGGAUAACUGAGGUGGCCACAAUUAUAUCAAGAAUAGCAUGAUAUCUCUCCUCAGAAAACACUCUUAGCCGUCCUCGCUUAUGUCAAUGCUGCUAUGUGGUCAGGUCUUCUCUACUAACAGGCAAGAUCAAGUUUCCUCCCCUCACAGAUUUCCUUUUGGAUUGUGUGCUCGAAAGAUGUCUAACUGUGGAGAUGAUUCAUCCAAAAAGAUUGCCUCUCUUUAGUUGGAUGAGAAACUGACAGGCAGAGAAAUGUCACGCAAACACAGCCUACAUGGUGGAGGGUGUGAAUACAUUGGCCAUUAAUCCCGCAAUGUUGUGGUGGACUUGCCUUGCUGUUGCUUCUUCACCCGGUCUCUGUCUGCAGGCAGCUAUUUGGCAUCUGCUGAGUUAUUUAUAUCUUUACUGGAACUCCUACUUUGGCACUGUGUUUGGAAACUCUGAAUGUUCUCUGAAGCUUUCCCAAAGACAUACCCUGUGUAUAUACGAAUGAUUUAUUGUGACUUUCAAAAUGUAUUUUUCAGCACAAAACACAAAUUUUCCUUCCAUCUGCUGAAGGGACUUAUAGCCGGCACAGCCAGUGAAAAAUAAAGAAUUCAAAAGUUUUAUUUUUAUUGCAGGUAGAAAAGCUCAAAGGCUUAAUUGCCCAGAUGGAGAUCUCAAUUUCAUUUGACCUGACAGUAGUGAAGCAGUUAUGUAACAUAACAUGCCACCUCUGUUCCCCUAUUUUCCCAUAUUUUCUUUAGUUACUUUGGAAUCAGCAUUUGCCCCAAAGGACUUUAUAUAAGAAUAUAAAGGUUCCAGACAUAUAACUCUGGGAUAUCAAACUAUUCUAUAGUCCCACUUCAGUUCUGAAUAUGAGCUAGAUGCUUCUGGAAAUAAGGGAUCUGGUACCCAUAGAGAUUAGAAUAUUCAAAUCUGUUCUUCUCCCUGAUCCCUAACCUCCUGAAUUUUUCCCGUUUUUAAAGAACUCCAACAAUACCACAACAUGUUAUUUUUAAGGGUUUAUUCUUUGAAUGGUCAUGCAAAAUAAAGGAAAUGUUAUUUUUAAAGAACUCCAACAAUACCACAACAUGUUAUUUUUAAGGGUUUAUUCUUUGAAUGGUCAUGAAAAAUAAAGGAAAUGUUACAUUUCAUCUGAGCUUCUGAAGAGGCAAGGAAAAAAUAAAGCUGAUAUUUAUCUUGAUAUGUAGCAAGUGAUAUAAUCAAUUUUUCAAUGAGAAAAUAAAUGGUUAACCAAGAUAAC
Molecule: messenger RNA, 2078 nt
Organism: Tachyglossus aculeatus (Australian echidna)
Lineage: Eukaryota; Metazoa; Chordata; Mammalia; Monotremata; Tachyglossidae
Gene: FUNDC2
Product: FUN14 domain containing 2
Exons: 5
Coding region: 85-528 (147 amino acids)
Biological process (GO): autophagy of mitochondrion
Cellular component (GO): mitochondrial outer membrane
Source: RefSeq, a predicted model, not a curated record